Molecule: messenger RNA, 1488 nt
Organism: Anoplopoma fimbria (sablefish)
Lineage: Eukaryota; Metazoa; Chordata; Actinopteri; Perciformes; Anoplopomatidae
Gene: tpi1b
Product: triosephosphate isomerase 1b
Exons: 7
Coding region: 125-868 (247 amino acids)
Biological process (GO): glycolytic process; glyceraldehyde-3-phosphate biosynthetic process; gluconeogenesis
Cellular component (GO): cytosol
Molecular function (GO): triose-phosphate isomerase activity
Source: RefSeq, a predicted model, not a curated record
UUUCCAUGUUCAUAAAUACUCUGAGCUGCCUUUUCUCGUCCGCUCUCUUACCCCAGAGAAGGUAGACCACUGUUGGCUCGUUUAAUUCUCUGCAAACCCGCUAAAAAAAGAAAAAAUCGCAAUCAUGAGCAGGAAAUUCUUCGUUGGUGGAAACUGGAAGUUGAACGGCGACAAGAAGAGCCUCGGCGAGCUGGCGCAGACCAUGAACGCAGCCAAGGUGGACCCCAAUGUCGAGGUGGUGUGUGGGGCUCCUUCAAUCUACCUGGACUUCGCCAGGUCCAAGCUGGACCCCAAGUUCGGCGUUGCUGCUCAGAACUGCUACAAAGUUGCCAAGGGUGCCUUCACUGGGGAGAUCAGCCCUGCGAUGAUCAAGGACUGUGGAGUGAACUGGGUGAUCCUGGGACACUCUGAGAGGCGCCACGUCUUCGGAGAGAGUGAUGAGCUCAUCGGUCAGAAGACAGCCCACGCUCUGGAGAGUGGUCUCGGUGUCAUCGCCUGCAUCGGCGAGAAGCUGGACGAGAGAGAGGGCGGCAUCACCGAGAAGGUCGUCUUCGCUCAGACCAAGGUCAUCGCAGACAAUGUCAAGGACUGGAGCAAGGUCGUGCUCGCGUACGAGCCUGUGUGGGCCAUUGGCACCGGCAAGACCGCUUCCCCACAGCAGGCUCAGGAAGUUCAUGACAAGCUGAGGGGGUGGAUGAAGACCAACGUGUCCGAGGCUGUAGCCAACUCCGUGAGGAUCAUCUAUGGAGGCUCUGUGACCGGUGCUACCUGCAAAGAACUUGCCUCCCAAAAGGAUGUCGACGGGUUCCUUGUCGGCGGAGCCUCCCUCAAGCCAGAGUUUAUCGAAAUCAUCAACGCUAAGGCAUAAAAAAAAAAAACAGGCAGCUGUAAUGUGACCACGUCUAGAUCAGAGGCCAGCUCCAUUCAGAAGACCAGUUCCAUCAUCCCUCACUCUCAGCACUUAGUCCUCUACCCCUUUAUAUUCAAAAAGUAUUUGUGUAAUUAUGUCAUUCCCUCGUUUUCCUUUAUUUUUCUGUUUUGAAAUAUAUUUCAUCAUGAAGAAAAGGGACAGGUUGACACACGCACUGUACCGCACUGAAAAAAAGAGUUAUGUCCACUGAGAAUAGUCUAUGUGCAAAACUAACUUCCACACCAAGUGCUCAAGCUAUAAAGACCUACAUUUACACCUUGAGGUGGACAGCCAGUCCACGCCUUUACUUGAAGAGUUUACCAACUUUUUUUGUGUAGACAGUGUCACAGCUCUUUGUCAAUCAGUUUUAUUUUGUCUUUCUAAUAUUAAAAGUCUUUUGUGUAAUUAUGAUGUUCUGUGGCUUUUACCUCCCUGUAGAUGUGCAUGAUCCUCUCUUUCAUUGGCUGUUUAAGCCAAGAGGGAAGCGUCCAUUUCAUGUUAAUCAUAUUGUGUCAUGGCUGAUGGGUAUAAGGGUGCAAGGCUGUAAGGAAACAAACUAAUAAACCGUUUAGAGACUG